CCUGGCAGCAUCCCUGUCUCCACACAAGGGUCCCAGGCUGCCACAGCUCUGCAGCAACCACACAGCUCCCUGCAAAGAAGACCAGGAGAUAUUCCUGGGGAUGAUCUCAGCCCUCCCAGCUCUGGGGCUGGGCUGCCCCAGCCCUCUCCCAGUGCAGGGACACACCAGGACUCUCCCCAGGUCACAGCUGUCCCCUCCCUUUCUGUUCUUAAGCAGAUGGAGGUGACAAAGCCUAAAACGUCUGCCUUGACUUCAACAGUCCAUUUUCAUCCUCCAGGAAAAGGAACAGCAGCGCCUCCAUUUCCCAGCAGAGCUGGGAUUGCUCCUGGAAGUGCAGGGCUGGGCUGGUCACCCCCAGGAAUGCACAGAACUCCCCAGACCCAGCCUGGCAGCUCAGCAGCUGUGACACCUGCACACCUGAAGAGGACUCAGGGUAUGGAUGCUGGAGUUACAGCUUCUGCAGUGCCAGGACAGCCAUCUCCAGGGGGCCUGGAUGCAGCCUAUUCCAGAACAGCACGUGCCAGGGCCACUCAGGUUUCCCCUGUUCUGCCUCUGAAUCAAGAAACAACAGGCAGCAAGGGCAGAACUCCACCAGCAGCUGUAACAAAUGGUUCUGGACACCCAACCCAGCUGCCUGCUCUGCAGACACUCCCACCAGGACACCUCCACUCCUCUUCAUUACUGAUGGGAUCCCCAGCUCCUGCUGGAUUAACUCCAUCCCCAUUUCAAGGGCCUGUUGGCACGACUGGAGGACAACAGUCCUUGGACAGGACCCUCAACUGCACCAAACCUGCUGCCCAGGAAAGCAAGAGGAGCUCUCAGGGAAUCACUGCUGUAGCUCUGCAAGGAGAUUCUGAUCAUGGGAUGGUGACAAGCAAACCUGGGAAAUCUGCAUCCCCUGAGAGCCCACAGGCUUCUGCUACUUCAUCCUCCUCAAGCCCAUCAGGGAUUUCCACAUUAAAACUUUCCCAGACUACUAAAGAGCAAAAAGAAGCAACAUCUGCACCCCCUCCUGGAAUGUCUGCCUUUGGGAAUGCAGACCUUCAGCCCUGGGAUUCUGUUCAGGAAGGGCUUCAGCCACCAGGUGCAUCUUUCCCUGGAUUGCAGCCCAUGGGCAUCCCCAGCUCUGCUGAGAGACUUCACACCACAACAACAGCAGUUUCCUCCACAGCUGCUGGGGCUGGGGCUGGGGCUCAGGGUGUUCCUGCCCAUCCUGGAUCUCAGGAAGCCUUUGCUGGGAUGCUGCAGCUGAGCAUGGUGGAAGACAAGAAGAGAAGGAAAGGUCUCCCUCAGCAGACAGCUGGAACUGGUUCUCCAGCAGCCAGCCCAGUCCCCAGCCCCUCUGGAGCCUGGGACAGCAGGAACCAGACAGCUCCCUCUGCCAGCUCUGCCCCUCCAGCCUCCCAGACCCACCACGCUGGCAGCCUGGCAGCUUCUGCUUCAGAACCACCCUCAGCCCCUGCAGGGGGAGGCCAGUCCAGCUCAGCCCCAGCACAUCCCGAUCCAGGGGUGCCCAGUGUCCCUGCAGAGGUCCCAGCACAGCUGGCACAGGCUCUGGUGCAGCAGUUCAGGACGGCACUUGAUGCAGCCAGCAGGAACCUCAGCACUGCCAGAGGAGACCCCCUCACCAUCACAGCAGCCCCAAACCUGUCCUUCCUGUUCAAGAGCACUGAUGGCACCAUCUGCCUCCAGCCCAUGCAGGAGCCCCCCCUGCCCAGGACAUUCCCCAGCACCAGUGUUGGGGGGCUGGUGUCCGUUCAGCAGAUCCUGGCAGCAUCAAACUCCUCAGUGCUGGACCCUGGGGACUUGCACCAUCUGAGUCCUUCCAGCUUGGUGCUGGUCAGGCCUGUGUUCAUCCUGCUGCCCACUGGCACAGCAGACUCACCCUUGGCUCGGGGGGAAGGGGAGCACAGAACCACCCACCUGGUCCCAAACGUGGGCACCCCUGAGAGCAGCCACGUGAGGACUGGUUCCUCUGAUCCCAGCAGGAAACCUGGAACUGCUCUGCCCACUGUGUCCAGCCAACAAGCAGAGAGAGCAAAGGGAACUCCUGAGCCAGCUACUCCCAACUACAGAGCCACCACGGGCUUGCUCCAAGCUGCCACCACAGCACCAGGUCCUUUGCUGGAGCCAGGGACGGGGAUGAGCAGCACAGGGCAGGCCCUGCACCUUCACAGGAUGCCAGAGGAGAUGCAGAUCCCUGCUCUCCAUUCCCAGGAGGCCAAGGGCACUGAUUUCCUUCUCCUGAGCAGCAUGUUGGCAGAGCCUGGCAUCUCCCCUGGGGCACCAUCAGUGCUGCCCACGCAGCAGAGCCCCCACACUUCCCCCAAAGUGUCUCUCACCACCGAAAAGCCACAUUCUGUAACUCCUUCACUGCCAGCAAAGGGACUCCCUGAUUUCCCAGUGCCUGCCCAGCCUGUGCCCACCAGCACAGGGGCUGCAGGUGGUGCUCAGCACAGUGGGACACUGCAAACUGCUGCCCCUGGCCGGGGCUCAGUGACCACCCUGAGCUCUGCCCCGGCUUCCCACGGGACCUCACGCUCAGCUGGAACCACGAAAUACCCACUGGAGGUGGUCACAAGCACCAGACCUCUGCAGGCCACAUCCCAGAGGCUCCCCAGGACCACGUUGCUGCUGCCAUCAGAGGCACCCAGCAUGUCCUCAGCUUCCCCAGUGCUUCCAGCUGGGAAUCAGCACAGAGAGGCUGCCCUGGGCAGCACAGCUCCUCCAGGAGCUGCUCCAGCAGCACAAACCCACAGCACUUCUGUACAGCCUGAUCCCCCCCAGCACUUGGAAUUCACUGCCACGGUGCCCAAGCCCUGGGUGAGGACAGAGGCAGCAGCAGCACCGGUGCAGACUCCCUGUGCUGCAGAGAUCCAAACGAAGGCAACGCUUCCUGGGAAACCUCUGGCUGCAGUGACCCACCCACGGGGGUAUUCCAGCUCUGCUGCACACCCACCUUCUCCUGCACCUGCACACGUGCCCCUGCUGGCAGCCCUGGAACGUGACCAGGCCCUCCAAGAAGCUCCCACUGAGCCGUUCCCAAAGCCUACGGAAAUCAGCACGAGGGCAGGACAAGCAGGAAGCGAAACAGCCUCGAGGGACACAGGGCACCCCACGGGCUCCAGCAGCAGUGACUGCUCCCUCUGCAGCGAGGGGUGGCCCUGCCACUGCUCCACUCGUGAGCAGAACAGCAGCUUCCCAAGCUGA
This is a messenger RNA of Empidonax traillii (willow flycatcher), 3210 nucleotides long. Its product is annotated as mucin-12-like. The transcript is spliced from 2 exons. NCBI's taxonomy places the organism in Eukaryota, Metazoa, Chordata, Aves, Passeriformes, Tyrannidae. The annotation marks the transcript as partial. The record is from RefSeq and is a predicted model, not a curated record.